Molecule: messenger RNA, 1661 nt
Organism: Schistocerca americana (American grasshopper)
Lineage: Eukaryota; Metazoa; Arthropoda; Insecta; Orthoptera; Acrididae
Gene: Bug22
Product: cilia- and flagella-associated protein 20
Exons: 3
Coding region: 98-814 (238 amino acids)
Biological process (GO): cilium assembly; positive regulation of cell motility; regulation of cilium beat frequency involved in ciliary motility
Cellular component (GO): motile cilium; ciliary basal body
Source: RefSeq, a predicted model, not a curated record
GUUGGUACUUGUGUAAAGAUUAGCGUUUGUUUUUGGCAGAGCGAGAUAGAUUUGUUGUUGUUUACAUGAAAUUUGUGUACAGUAUUUAAUAAACACUAUGUUUAAAAAUACAUUCCAGAGUGGCUUCUUGUCAAUUUUAUAUAGUAUCGGGAGUAAACCGCUACAGAUAUGGGACAAAAAAGUCAGGAAUGGUCAUAUAAAGAGAAUAACAGAUAAUGACAUUCAAUCUUUAGUUUUGGAAAUAGUGGGUUCUAACGUAAGCACAACAUAUAUAACGUGCCCAGCAGACCCGAAAAAAACUCUUGGUAUUAAGUUGCCGUUCCUGGUCAUGAUAAUAAAGAAUUUAAAGAAAUAUUUUACAUUUGAAGUUCAGCAUGGUGCCAUGAGCUGUAAAUGUUUAUCAUCUCCGGGCAGUUCUGGUGACGUCUGGUAUCCAUCUUGGGACUCUUCUAAGGAUAUGAUCCCAAACCUCUGUACACAGCAAGCAGUGGCAUUGAUGAGCAGACUGAUUCUGGAUGACAAAAAUGUUCGCAGACGAUUUCGUGCAAGUAACUACCAAUCCACUACUCGUGUUAAGCCUUUUAUUUGCACAAUGCCAAUGCGGCUGGACGAUGGAUGGAACCAAAUACAGUUUAACUUAGCAGAUUUUACUCGCAGAGCUUAUGGGACAAAUUAUAUUGAAACUUUGCGAGUACAGAUUCAUGCAAAUUGUAGAAUAAGGAGAGUUUAUUUCUCAGACAGGUUAUAUUCUGAGGAUGAACUGCCAGCAGAAUUCAAAUUAUUUCUCCCAAUACAAAAUAAAGCAAAGGCAUAGUGUUGCAACAACAUGGGUUGACAGAAAUGGAUAAAUGGUUUUGUAGACGUGUCAUUGAUACACAGAUGUUCUUAAUGGAUCCUCAGAUAAUCAUUCUUAUUCAAGAUCAUAAUUCAUCAUUACAUAAGUGACGUAUGUGAUUCUCACAGUAUUUCUUUGUUACGUGUACUGUAUGACAGUAACAACUCUCACAAACACUUGCCGAAAAGUAACAGUUAUGAAGAAAUAAACAAAUGUCUGCUUGUUAAUUAUGAAGUCUUAGUUGGUACACAGACACAUACAAAAGAUGUUCUUUAGUUUCUGAAUUUAUUUUUGUCAAGACAAGUUGUGUUAUUGGAUCAGAGAGUGAUCUUGAAUGUGUGUGUUUUAGCACUUGAUACUAAUGCCUUCCUUUUGGUGAAAACAUCAAUAAGCGUACAAACCAAAGAACAUUGAUGUUAUUUAAUAUCAGUGGCUUUUCGCAAAUAAGUUUACUACUGUUCUCAACAUUUCAUAUUUGGAUAUUAUAUACCUCAUUUAUACAUAUAGCAGCACAAACUGUAUAAUUGAUCCAGUUUCCAUUAAAUUUAAUUUUUGAGAAUUUUAGUAACAUAGAGGCAAUUUAUCACACCAAAACAAAAGAUUAAUAAUGUAAGUAAUAAAAAUGUAAAGAAAGGACAUUAAAUGAUGACGUAGGCAAUAAGAAAUUCCCUGCUAAGAUUGACACAUGUUGAAUGUAGAUAGUAGACCCACUUGACAAUUUAUUGACUAGAUUUUAUUAUAAUUAUUUGCAUUUAGCAUUAUUUCCUUUUGUUGUGCACAGCUGUUAUCUUGAUAUGUGUAAAUAAAUUGGGUUUUUCAUUUUUUA